Molecule: messenger RNA, 1853 nt
Organism: Rhinichthys klamathensis goyatoka
Lineage: Eukaryota; Metazoa; Chordata; Actinopteri; Cypriniformes; Leuciscidae
Exons: 2
Coding region: 213-1853 (546 amino acids)
Molecular function (GO): metal ion binding; nucleic acid binding; hydrolase activity
Source: RefSeq, a predicted model, not a curated record
CAGUCACACCCACAACAACAUCUCUGACUGUGCAGUUAAAGCAGCUGUGCUUCUGGUGUCUCUGCUCUAUAACACGAGACCAGCGUCCAACCAUGUUUGCUCUGGGUCUGCUCACCUGUGUUGUGCUGAGAGCAUUCAGUGCUCAGGCAUAGGUGGUCACAAGCUUUGAUGAGUGUAAAGAGUUUUUUUACAAAGACACAGAACCAGGCGGAAUGGAUCAGAAUGCCAAGAGAAUCUGUCAGUAUACGGCAAGCAGAGGCCCUUUUUACGCUACGCUGUACACGGUUCCUCACAGGAUUCCUCUCUACAGCGCCUACAGAUUUGACCCUGAUUGCACGACCGACAGUGGAAGCUCAAACGCCUGGCAUUUAGAGCCAAAGAUUUCCCAACCUCAAUCCGGGAUAUAUAUGGUCCGUGAGAAUCAAAAUUAUCAAAACACUUUGUCAAGUAAUCAAGCCGUGAGCAGUGACUACAGUGACACCGGAUAUGAUCGUGGACACCUGAACCCCAACAGCUUCCAAUGCGGUGAAGGCCGUACGGCUACAUUUACACUGACCAAUGCAGCCCCUAUGGAUGCGUGUUUCAACCGUAUCCACUGGAAGAAUUGGGAGAGCACUCUGAAGAGUCUUUUAUUGAGAAAACUUGCCAGCGAUGGUUUUUGGGCAACAGCCUACAUUGUCACAGGUACAGUACCUGAUGCGAAUCUACGAAUACCACAAAGGGGAAUCUCUGACGACCCUGAAAGGGUGACGGUGCCCUCUCACAUCUGGACGGCUGUCUGUUAUAAACACAACACUGAUGACAGAAAGUCUUUCUCCUUUGGCUAUAUGGGCAAAAACCGGCCAGCAGAGCCUGGCAUAAGCCUGAUGAGUGUCUCCGACUUGAACAAUCGGCUCAGCGGACUCUAUAGUGGCUUCUCAGGAACAGUUCAGAUGUUUGCUGAUGCUUGUUUUGGUGACAAUAUUAAAUUGAGCAUGGUUCAGGAAGAGUUUAAGAAAUUAAUUAAUAUACAAGCGAACCAAGGAGUCCAGAUGCCCUCAGAUGUGCAGAACACGCUCGGUGCGCUGAAAAGGACCACCAGCACUGACAGCCUAUCAUCUAAAACCAAUGUCAAGUUCAGGAAGGUGACCGCAGAAUUAGGCUUUAAUAACAUGAGCGCUUAUUCUACUGUGACAGAGGAUCUGAAGAUUUUUGCUAGAAGUGCUUGUCUUAUAACUCAUGUUGAAUCACUAUUAAGGACAAAAAGGGAGGUAUCCGAGGGGUCCGAUGCUGUUCAGUGCCUGUUGGUCCCAGAGAAGCAGAAGACUGCAGCUGAUGGAUCGCCUUGUUCACGCUUCAGUGACUAUGUUUACAGCUGUUGGUGCUACAUAGGAGAUGAAACCAAGCUCUGCUGCUCCUCCCCCUGCCUCUACCGGGAGGAACGCAAGGGCUACUGGUGUUACUCAGGCCAGACGCUGAUAGAGUGCUCACCGCGGUACUCGCUCAUCACGGCUGAAGGAGAGAGAUGCAAGGAUGAUCACCCCUGCGGCACAUAUGGCGCGGACUACUACUGGUGUUACAAGGUCUCUGGCAGCUGGGAUUACUGCAGCCCUCCGCUGUGGAGCAGUAAAGCUGCAAACGGGAAGUACUGCCGCAGCAACCAUGCCUGUGCUAAUUAUGGUUCGCGAUAUAGGUGGUGCUACACAGAUGAUGGCAGUAAUGACGAAUGCUGUACUUCUGAUGACUGCUUCUCUGCUGUGAAGGACAAAACCUGCCGGUCUGAUCACAAGUGUGGCUACUAUGGUAAAGAUUAUCUGUGGUGCUACACAGAUUAUGAAGACAACUGGGAAUACUGUUGCAAAUCUUGUGGGUAG